AUGGAUGAUAUAUUCGAACUAAUUGAAUUUGUGCAGUUUGCCAAUGAAGAUAACGCACCUAAAAGGUACAUCAGGGAUCAAGAAAACCCUGUAGAAUUAUUUUCUGAUCUCCAAUUUUACAAAAGAUACAGGUACUCUAAAGAAAUAGUUAUUGAUAUUAUUAUGCCAUUAAUAACUAUUCAUCACAAUAAUAAUCGUGGUUUGCCUAUCCCACCUAUUCUUCAACUCCUAACAACACUGCGGUUUUACGCAUUUUCAAACUUUCAAAUUGUAAAUGAUGAAUUAAGAGAAAUUAACCAAGGAACUGUGUCAAGAAUAAUUAAAAAUAUAUCUAAAAUGUUGGCAAGUAAUGUAAAAAAUCAUGUACAUUUCCCUAGAAAUAUAGAUGAAUGGAAUAUUAUAAAAGUUAAAUUUUACCAAAUGUACAAGAUGCCUAGAAUUGGAGGAUGCAUAGAUUGUACGCACAUACAAAUACAAAAUCCUGGAAGUCCUGAUUCAGAAGUGUUCAGAAACAGAAAAGGCUACUUUUCUUUAAAUGUUCAG
Messenger RNA from Diuraphis noxia (Russian wheat aphid), 543 nucleotides. RefSeq names its product putative nuclease HARBI1. Lineage: Eukaryota; Metazoa; Arthropoda; Insecta; Hemiptera; Aphididae. The record is from RefSeq and is a predicted model, not a curated record.